This is a messenger RNA of Oryctolagus cuniculus (rabbit), 1964 nucleotides long. The record is from RefSeq and is a predicted model, not a curated record. NCBI's taxonomy places the organism in Eukaryota, Metazoa, Chordata, Mammalia, Lagomorpha, Leporidae.
CAGACGUGGGCUGGGGGCUGACGCAGCGCGAGCCCCGCGCCCAGAGUCCUCAGUGGAGCCGCAGUGUAGGCGACCCCUGGAACCUGGCCCGGGGACGUCGUGGGAGGUGGGAGUGCCACGCGUCUGUCGGCCCUGGCGUGGUCCCCUCUGUGCACGGACGUAGCGGAGAGAGAGAGGUGCGGUCGCUGGCUUUGUGCCCCGGUGUCUGAGUAGGGGGAACACGGCUCCUGCGAGAUGCCUGUGGUGAAGAAGCACUGGAGGAAGGGCCUGGGGACUCCUCAGGACGCCUCGGAGAAGGCCCGGGAGCAGCUGGCCGAGGCCGAGCUCCGCAAGCUGAGGCAGCAGUUCAGGAAGAUGGUGGAAAGCCGCAAGUCCUCCAACUUCCGCAACCAGAAGAUGAUCGCCGGGCAGGUCAAGGAAAUCCAGGCCCUGAAAGCCGAGCAGGAUGAGAUCACGCUGCUCCUGAGUCUCUUGAAGUCCUCCAAGAACUUGCAAAUGAACGAGAAAAACUACAUGGAGCUGCGGUUCCUGCUGCAAACCAAGGAGGAGUACGAGGCUUUGAUCAAGUCCAUGAGGGUUCUCUUGGCCGAGCUGGAUGAGAAGAUUGUGCAGAUGGAAAAAAAGAUCAUCAGCCAGAAACAGGUCUUCGUGAAGAUGCAGGAGGUCCACAACCCCCGGAAGCUGCAGAAGCAGAUCCAGAUCCUGGAGACCCGUCUGAACCUCGUCACCGUUCACUUCGACAAGAUGCUGACCAGCAACGCCGAGCUCCGGAAGGAGAUCGAGGCCCUGCGGUUCGAGAAGGCCGCCUACGACAACGCCUACCAGCAGCUGCACCGGCGCCUGCUGAUGCAGAAGAAGACGAUGAACCUGGCCAUUGAGCAGUCGGCGCAGGCCUACGAGCAGAGGCUGGAAGCCAUGGCUCGGAUGGCUGUCAUGAAGGACCGGCAGCAGAAGGACAUCUCACAGUACAACCUGGAGAUCCGGGAGCUCGAGCGGCUCUACGCCCACGAGACCCAGCUCAAGUCCUUCCUGCUCAUCAAGCUGAACGACCGCGUUGACUUUGAAGAGCAGGCCAAGAAGGAAGAAGCGCUCAAGGCAAAGAAGCACGUGAAGAAGAAGAAGGGCGAGAGCUUCGAGAGCUACGAGGUGGCCUACCUCCGCCUGCUGAAGCUGGCUGAGCACGGGACCAUGAACCAGCUCAUCGAGGAGUUCCUGGCCAAGGAGGAGAAAAACUUUGCUCGGUUCACGUACGUCACGGAGCUCAACAACGACAUGGAGAUGAUGCACAAGAAGACGCAGAGGAUCCAGGACGACAUCAUCUCCUUGCGCUCGCAGCAGAAGUCUUCCCACGAGGACAGCAGGUCCGUGCUGAGGGAGCUCGAGGGGAAGCUGACCAAGACCACGGAGGAGGCGGACCUGUGCGAGGGCAAGCACCGGGAGAUCAGCAAGAUCCUGGACUUCCUCAAGGGCUCUGUGGAGAAGUUGUUCAAGAAGAUCCACUGUGACGCCUCCAAGAUCCUGGUGCAGCUGGGUGAGACGGGCAAGGUCACCGACGGCAACCUGCAGCAGUACCUAGCCAUCAUCGAGAAGAAGACCAACGACCUGCUGCUGCUCGAGUCGUACCUGCGCAUCCAGGAGGCGGAGGGCGCCGAGAGCGAGGCCCCCACGCCCUUCGUCAACCCCUUCUGGGGCGGCUCCUCCUUGCUCCGGGUGCCGGAGCCCGCCAAGGUCAUCCCGCCCGUGUUCGGGGCUGAGCCGCUCAGCGACAAGCUGGACGACGUGGAUCAGCCGCUGGACCACGGCAGCCUCCGGCAGCUGGUGCUGGACACCUACACGCUGAGGGAGGCGCGCAGCAAAGACGGACGCGGGGACAGCCUGCACGAGAAGGCGGACGAGCCGCGGGCGCGGAAGAAGGCGGCGGCGUGAGGAGGGGCCCGCACACAAUACACGCAUUCUCCAACUUC